Messenger RNA from Polypterus senegalus (gray bichir), 723 nucleotides. RefSeq lists its product as uncharacterized. Gene Ontology annotation, molecular function: nitrite reductase [NAD(P)H] activity; 2 iron, 2 sulfur cluster binding. Bases 47 to 445 code for a protein of 132 amino acids. NCBI's taxonomy places the organism in Eukaryota, Metazoa, Chordata, Cladistia, Polypteriformes, Polypteridae. The transcript is spliced from 3 exons. The record is from RefSeq and is a predicted model, not a curated record.
GUGUCCAGAUGAGCUGAAAACGGAUGUCUAUAACGCUGUGUCGUUGAUGUCGUUCGGUGAUCAAGUUGUGGGGGGUGACCCCGGUCCUGAGUCAUGGCGAUUUAUAGGCCCAGUCUCCGAGCUCAGCAAGAUGCCUUGCCGUGUAGUUCACGCCACGCUCGAUCGCCGCAUCUGCCUCUUUUACAUCAACGGCAGCUUCUUCGCCAUGGACGCGCGAUGCGCGCACUCGGGAGGUCCCCUGUGUGAAGGAGACAUUGAGGAGGUGAACGGAGUUCUCAAGGUUUUUUGCCCCUGGCAUGACUAUGAUUUCAGCCUUCAUACUGGAGAAUCACAAAUGGGUUUAAAGCAACCAGUCUUCCCCGUAAAAGUUGAAGAUGGGUCUGUCUAUGUGAAAUUCAACAGUCCGCUUUCCCUCACUCCAUUGUCUGCUGCCACCAAGGAGUGACAUGGGCAGAUGAAGGAUACCUUUAUAAAUGAAUGCACAUUUUAUAUGGUGGGAGGGGCACUGCUAGACACUCUGUACUCGAUUUGCAUUAAGCAUUUGGAGGAGAAUUUAACUGUAUGUUGAUCUUUGACACUACUGCUCAUUUUUGUAUUAUGCUUCUGUUUAUUCAGGCAGUUAGAGACUUCAGGUAUCCAUCAAUUAUUUUGUGCAAAGAGUUGCUGUUUUAUGAUACUUCAGUACCAGUCAAGUGUCUGAUGAGAGUAACAAGUACAUCAAGU